Leptosia nina is the source of this 369-nucleotide messenger RNA. The record is from the annotation of a GenBank genome assembly. Lineage: Eukaryota; Metazoa; Arthropoda; Insecta; Lepidoptera; Pieridae.
AUGCUUAAAUUUUACAGAACGUUAUUAUCAGGAGAUAAACCUGAAGGCGUAUUCCGCAUCAGAAAUCCAAAAGCGAUCCUUGUUUCAGAAGAAGUGGAGCGUCUCCUGCGGGAAUACACUCAAAAUCAGGAGUUGGUGAGAAAUAUCGGCGCGCAUUACUACCAAAUAAUUUAUCCCGUGCAGCUGCGACACCACGAGAAAAUGGGCAUCUCCACCCGGGAGGUCAACACGCCGAAGGGUCGCUAUGGACCAGAUUACCAGGGUGUUAGCCGACCACGCUCAAGGACGGGAAAGCAUUACCAUCGUACUUCGCUUCUCAUCAAGGCUUUCAAUCACAAGUUCAGACUGGAUCUCGAGCUUAACACGUAA